AAAGACAAUGGCAUUUCUGCAAUUUUGAUGAAAGCCAAGGGUACUUAUGAAAGGCAAGUUUGGUAAUUUUUGGCAAAGUAGAAGGGCAAAUAUUUGGCAUCACAACUAUAUGAACCCCACUCACACAGCUUUUCUAUGACACCACCAUCCAGUGUAUCCACAUCUCAUAGAAAAUCUUCUUUACAAGCAUAGUAUCGUUUUGUUUUCUCAGAAAGAAAAUUGUUUAGAGAGAAAGAAACUAAGUUUUUAUAUUCAGAGAAAAAAUGUCACUAGUAACAGAAGAGAUCAGGGCCAAAGCUGAGAUAUACCGUGGAGAUGAAAUCUGCCAAGAAAAGUCCAAGUUUCUACUAAACGAGAUAUUUCUUCCAAAUGGGCUGUUGCCAUUGAAGGAAAUUGAGGAAUGCGGUUAUGUGAAAGAGACUGGCUUUGUUUGGCUAAAGCAGAAAAAGAGUGUUACCCACAAGUUCGAGAAGAUUGGGAAGCUGGUUUCUUAUGCCAAUGAGGUCACAGCCAUUGCCGAGCCUCACAGGAUCAGGAAGCUCACUGGGGUCAAGACCAAGGAGCUUCUGGUUUGGAUUACACUCAGUGACAUCUAUGUGGAUGACCCUCCAACUGGGAAGAUCACUUUCAAGACCCCUUCAGGGCUCUCUAGGAGUUUUCCUGUCUCAGCUUUCCAGGUCGAAGAAGAGGCCAAGGAAAAGAAAGAUGCCAAGGAGAACAAAGAGGCCAAGGAGAACAAGGACGUGAAUGGAGUCGUUGCUCCUGUUCAGGUCAAGGAGGUUUAGGAACUCUUUAAGAUAAGUUAAGAGGACUUGUAGUAUAGCCUACUACCAAUCUUUGUUGUUUGUUCUUUUGGUUUUUGUUGUUCUUUUCAUGUUUUUCUACUGCCACUGCUACUGCUUUCGAUUCCCUUUACUAGUGUUUUUACUUAUAAUGAAAUAAAGUUUUAGUUUACUGAA
Messenger RNA from Humulus lupulus (European hop), 959 nucleotides. RefSeq lists its product as uncharacterized. Bases 264 to 785 code for a protein of 173 amino acids. The transcript has a single exon. Lineage: Eukaryota; Viridiplantae; Streptophyta; Magnoliopsida; Rosales; Cannabaceae. The record is from RefSeq and is a predicted model, not a curated record.